Molecule: messenger RNA, 2555 nt
Organism: Siniperca chuatsi (mandarin fish)
Lineage: Eukaryota; Metazoa; Chordata; Actinopteri; Centrarchiformes; Sinipercidae
Gene: arhgdia
Product: Rho GDP dissociation inhibitor (GDI) alpha
Exons: 6
Coding region: 158-769 (203 amino acids)
Biological process (GO): Rho protein signal transduction
Cellular component (GO): membrane; cytoplasm; cytosol
Molecular function (GO): Rho GDP-dissociation inhibitor activity; protein binding
Source: RefSeq, a predicted model, not a curated record
CACUUGCGUGCGCGUACCUGUUCCCGGAACCGCGUUGCGCGGGCGGCGCACGGGGCGGCGCCGUUCCCUUGUUCGCCAUACUUGCACGGGAGCGCAGAGCAACGAACGCAUUUACUGCAAAGGCACCUGAAAGCACUACUGCAUUUAAUAUAAAGACAUGGCUGAGGAUGAGGUGACUCCGGAGCAGUUAGCAGCCAUCGCCGCUGAAAACGAGGAGCCAGAGCCGGUGAACUACAAGCCACCAGCCCAGAAGUCUGUUAAAGAGAUCCAAGACCUGGAUAAGGAUGAUGAGAGCCUACGCAAAUAUAAGGAAGCACUGCUUGGCUCUGGGGUCUCUGAGGCUGAUCCCAGUGUUCCUAAUGUCCAAGUGACCCGGAUGUCUCUGAUCUGUGAAACCGCCCCAAACCCCCUGGUCCUGGACCUGCAAGGAGACCUGGAAGCCUUUAAGAAGCAGGCCUUUGUUCUGAAGGAGGGAGUUGAAUACAAAAUAAAGAUCAGCUUUAAGGUGAACAGGGAGAUAGUUUCGGGUCUGAAGUAUGUGCAGCAGACAUACAGGAAAGGAAUGAAGAUUGAUAAAUCGGACUACAUGGUGGGCAGCUACGGGCCUCGUCCUGCUGAAUACGACUUCCUGACUACGAUGGAGGAGGCUCCUAAAGGCGUGCUGGCCCGAGGCAACUACGUCAUCAAAUCCAAGUUUACUGACGACGACAAGCAUGAUCACCUGUCCUGGGAGUGGAACCUCAUCAUCAAGAAAGACUGGAAAGACUAAAAGAGGCCUUUGUGUUUGGGGGUGAGGGAAUAAAAAUUCCCCCAUGCCCGUGUGUUCCUCAGUCGCUCCCCCCAUCCCCAACAUGUGUCCGCCAUUUCUGCCUUCUUUGUUUUUACUUUGUGUGCAUUUCACGCUCUCAUGCCUUAGUUCCCGCCUCGCCGUCUUAACACCCUGGCAUCAUUCUCAUCUCUCUAUCAGCAUCAGUAGCAGCGGCAGUAGCAGCAGCAGUCUCCCCGUCCAUCCGUCCAUCACCUCCCUACCUGCCCAACGUUUUAUUGGUUGCACACGAGCCACCUCUGUUCACCAACCUGCCAUCCCCACUCACCCCCGAGCUGUGCCACGUAGCACCUGACUUCCUCACGCCCAGCCCUGUAGUUUUCUUUUGUCCCAGAUUUUGCUGCUUGAAGAGAUUAACCCCGCCCUCCACCUCUCCAGAAUGGUGUCUUCCUCUCGCAGUAUGAAGUACAUGUGGAAAAGCAACUGUACAAUCAACUUUUGUUUGCCUUUUUUAUAUAAUUGUAUCAAUGGUUGUGUAAUGUGACUGUAUUCACAUCACUGUUAAUCAGCUGUUGUGUUCAUAGCAGGCCCCACCACAUCCACGUGCCCCCCUCUUCCUUUGCUUCCCUACUUGCUUGCUGUCUUUUGAUAUAAUUACCAAUACCUGCCUUGGAAAAACAAUUCAUUCAGCUCUGCUCUAUGGCGCCUCCCUCCAUUCCCUAAAUGUAUUCACCCACUCCCCUUCAAAUGGGACUGGGACCAAAGUGAACAAGGGAGUAAAAAGUGUAAGGGUAUAAAGCUGCCUUAUGUAUCGACUAAUGUCUAAACCUAUUAAUGUCUAUUUAGCAUGCCUUGUUUGUAUGAGCAGUGCUUGCUAUCAGGUAGUCUGUAUAUCAAGGGCUUACUCUCGCUACCAACUAACAACCAUCUGUAGCCCUGUUGUAGUAGAGACUGUUUAUACAGGUUACUCAGAUACAGCUCUGCACACGCCCACUGCCCCCAAAAUAAACUUACCUUGUAAUUGGAGGGGACUGAAUGUUAAGAAUUGGAGGAAGGAUACCAAACCCAGUGAAAAUCAGUAUUGAUGAAUCUCGGCACUCUUGUUCCGUUUAGCCAUGAGGCCUUAGCACUAACUAUGAUCGUGUGGAGAAAAACAAACAUUUCUAAUUUAGCCUUUUUUUUAUUUUUUUGUUUUGUCGUUCCUGUUUGCCUUAAUGUAUAUCAUUCCCCCCUGCAAAGCCACCCCUCGCUCGUUCAGAUUGCUUCAUAACUCGUAGCCUGCAGUCAGGAGAUCCCAGGUGUGGUGAGGAGUGGUACCAGAGAAAGCACAGGAGGAGGCUGAGCCAGGCACCGUCUGCUGCUGCCGCCGCUGCCGCCGGAGACCUCGGCGGUGUCUGGUCUCACCCACAGACAGACGCUGGUUGUGACGAGAGGAAACUGACCUGGCCUUCAGCCUUUUUACCCAGUGACCCGGUCAGAAAGAAAGCAGUGAAAGAAGGGUCGGGUGACACUACUAGAGAAACACAACAACUCAAUAUUUAAUGAGGAUGAGGGUUUUAAAACACAACUAACCAGUAACAUUAAAUUGAAAUCGACUCGUACUGUAUCAGAACAUAUGGAUGUAAAACUUUUUUUUUUUUGUUUCUUCUGAUAAUGAUAACUAUGUAUUCCUGCUCCAUACAUUCCUUCACAUUGUACAGUUUCUAUGAAAACGCUGGCAUGCUGGUGGGGUUGUAUAUUCUAUCAUCAUUUGUGAUUGCUCUUCUCAGUCAAUAAAGAUUUUGCUCAA